Leptopilina boulardi is the source of this 1306-nucleotide messenger RNA. It is a transcript of the gene Rpn8, whose product is annotated as 26S proteasome non-ATPase regulatory subunit 7. Gene Ontology annotation, biological process: proteasome-mediated ubiquitin-dependent protein catabolic process. The record is from RefSeq and is a predicted model, not a curated record. The transcript is spliced from 5 exons. Gene Ontology annotation, cellular component: proteasome regulatory particle; proteasome complex. Gene Ontology annotation, molecular function: metallopeptidase activity; protein binding. The coding region runs from base 117 to 1073 and encodes 318 amino acids. Lineage: Eukaryota; Metazoa; Arthropoda; Insecta; Hymenoptera; Figitidae.
UAACUUCAUUGAGUACGUCAUCGUCAGCGCGUCACGAAACACAUACAAACCGUUCGCGAAAACUCCAAUUUCCCAUAUAUAUAUAUAUCAAUUGUUCUAAAAAAAAUUGUUCAAAAAUGCCGAGUCAAGAAGUGCUCACGACAAAAGUUGUCGUUCAUCCCUUAGUUUUACUAAGUGUGGUGGAUCAUUUUAAUCGUAUGGGAAAAAUUGGCAAUCAAAAAAGAGUUGUUGGUGUACUUUUAGGUUGUUGGAGAGCAAAAGGUGUAUUGGAUGUCUCUAACAGUUUUGCAGUUCCUUUCGAUGAGGAUGACAAGGACAAAUCUGUAUGGUUUUUGGAUCAUGAUUAUCUUGAAAACAUGUUUGGAAUGUUCAAAAAAGUUAAUGCUCGUGAAAAAGUAGUUGGAUGGUAUCAUACAGGUCCUAAAUUGCAUCAAAAUGAUGUAGCAAUCAAUGAACUUAUCCGAAGGUAUUGUCCAAAUUCCGUUUUGGUGAUUAUUGACGCUAAACCGAAGGAUCUUGGUCUUCCAACUGAAGCUUAUCAGGCUGUUGAAGAAGUUCAUGAUGAUGGAUCUCCAACUUCAAAAACAUUUGAGCACAUCCCUAGCGAAAUUGGAGCAGAAGAAGCAGAAGAAGUUGGAGUAGAACAUUUACUCAGAGAUAUUAAGGACACCACUGUUGGUACACUUAGUCAAAGGAUCACGAAUCAACUUUUGGGCUUGAAGGGACUUCACGGACAAAUAAGAGAAAUUAGAGAUUAUCUUAUUCAGGUAGGAAACGGUAAAUUACCAAUUAAUCAUCAAAUAGUCUAUCAACUGCAGGAUAUUUUUAAUCUUCUUCCCGACAUGACACAAAGUACUUUUGUUGAUUCUCUAUAUGUAAAAACAAACGAUCAAAUGCUCGUUGUUUAUUUAGCUGCUUUAGUAAGAUCGAUAAUUGCAUUGCACAAUCUUAUAAAUAAUAAAUUAACAAAUCGAGAUGCCGAGAAAAAGGAAACCGAUAAGAAGGACGUGAAAAAAGAUGAGAAAAAGGAAGACGAAAAGAAGGACGAAAAAGAAAAAACAAAAGUGAAGUGAAAUUAAUUGAUUUAUGAAAAAUUAAAAAACACCCUCCGAUUAUUCGUGCAAUCGGAAAAAAAAUCUCGUAAAAUCAUGAACAAUUUAAAGUCAAAAAAAAAAAAAAAAAAACAAAAACAAAAUAAAUAUGUCCAAUCAUUUUUAAAAAGUCAAUCAGCUGUAACAAAAAAAUGUUUAGUUUCAAAAAAAAUGUUUGAACUGAACAAAAAUAGAAACAGCUUGAAAAAUGAAAA